AGAGGAAAGAAGGCGCGGAAAGAAGGAGCCGCGAUCUCGGGCGCGCAUGACUCCAGAAGCAAGUUUCUCCUCCAGCGGGACUUACUCCCGAUGACUUGCAGUCAAGCGUCCUGAGACACGAACUUGCGAGAUCGCAACAGGAAAAUGGGUGACUGUUCAGAGACCAGUGUGAAGAUACCAUUUGGAAGCAAAUACUUAGAUGCCGUUUUCUCCAUCCCCGAGAAGAAGCUGCCGUAUGCUGUGAUUCUUACUCACGGUGCAUCUGGUGAUAUGAAUUUCUCUCACCUUGUAUCUUUGGCAAACUAUCUGGCCUCUCAUGGAUUUCUGUGUCUGCGAUUUACCUGCAAAAGCCUCAAUAUCAUCUAUAGAACUAAAGCAUAUAAGGCUGUUGUGGAAUAUUUAAGAUCAUCAGGCAACUACACACUUUCUGGCAUUUUUCUUGGAGGCCGCUCAAUGGGCUCGCGUGCUGCUGCUUCUGUGAUACGACAAGCGGACCAAGAUAAUGACAGCUUCAUUCAAGGUCUGAUAUGCUUGUCUUACCCGCUGCAUCGACCAAAGCUUCACUCUAAACUUCGGGAUGAAGAUUUAUUGUCCAUUCAGUCUCCUGUGCUAUUUGUGUCUGGAGAUACAGAUGAGAUGUGUGAUAAACAACUGCUGGAUGGCGUUGCAGUCAAAAUGCAAGCUCCCAAGAAAAUUCAUUGGGUUGAAAAGGCAAACCACAGCAUGGCAGCGAGAGGACGGAAUGCAGACGACAUCUCGAUGGAAAUAAACAAGCAGGUUUUGUCUUGGAUCAAAGAAAUCAUUGAAUAGCGACAGAAGCAAUUGGCCAAUUCCAACUAGCCUCUGUAGUCGGUAUAAAAUGGAUUAAUAACACCACCUUAUAGGAGUAUAAGUAAUCAGCUCUGUGCUAAAGCACUGGCAAAAACAACCGCGUGUUUUUGUAACUUCAUUAGAGUGUAAAAUAUGUUCUGCUCUACGUAUUUGGUUUUGUGUAUAUAUAGUUCAUGUUCAGAG
Messenger RNA from Lacerta agilis (Sand lizard), 1014 nucleotides. It is a transcript of the gene TEX30, whose product is annotated as testis expressed 30. The record is from RefSeq and is a predicted model, not a curated record. The coding region runs from base 145 to 810 and encodes 221 amino acids. Lineage: Eukaryota; Metazoa; Chordata; Lepidosauria; Squamata; Lacertidae. The transcript has 6 exons.